AUGACUUCCGCGAAAGUAGAAUUAGCAACUCCAAGUGGUGAGUCCAACAUCGACGGCACCCAUCAAAACCCCACGGAUCGGCACGGGAAAGGAGCGGCGGCAGAGGAAGGCUGCCCAGAUUCAGGGAGAGAGGACACGCGCACAGGCAGCCGCCGCCAAAAACCCUCCCCGAGAGGGGCCGUCUUCAAGCGUGCGGUCCCGGGGGAGAAACUCGAGGGGACGGGGGACUGCAGCGACGACUCCGUCAAGACUCCGCUCUCACGGGGGAGGACCCUGCAUCCAGGCGGCUUCGGCACCAACCUCUCACCGUCCUCCAAGCCUCACCACCCCCGUUCCUUCCCGCACGCCCUGCCCUCGACUCCCUCCCGCUCCGCCACCGGCCCUUGGCCCGGUCUCCCCCCCGUCCGCGCACAGGCCCCGGCCCCCCGCCCCGGCCCCGAGGCUGCCCCUCACCUGUGCCUCGGAGCCCCAGUCCCUGGGCAGACCGCGUCCAGACGUCCCCUCCAGCCGGCCCUCAGAGGGCACCCCAGCCCUCCCACAACCCGGCUCCUGAGGAACCCCCUCACCCCGGGGCUCUCGACCCGGCUCCCCGACCUCCGACGCUCGCACCGGGCCCCUCGCCGCAUGCCAGCCCCUCAGCCGGCCCCCCACGGCAGGACCGUCCAGUCCCGGGGCCGUCGUUCCCAGGCCCCCACCCGCUGUCCCGCGCCGGCCGGGCCCUCUGGCCCUGACGUACCGUCACCCACAGAACCCCGGCUCUGA
Sus scrofa (pig) is the source of this 762-nucleotide messenger RNA. The record is from RefSeq and is a predicted model, not a curated record. Lineage: Eukaryota; Metazoa; Chordata; Mammalia; Artiodactyla; Suidae.